GAGAGAGAGAGGGACACAGAGCACAGCGAGAGGGGGAGGGUGGGAAAUUUUGCAGUCCAUUUUAGGGUUUGAUCCGACAUGCAAAGAAGGAUUAAAAACCCUAAUGGAUAUGGUGAAAUUUUAACUCAAUUCAACAUCUAGACAACCCACAUUUCUCAACUACGGGCUCCAUCAUCGUGGCUUUCCAAUAGAGGAAAAAAGGGAGGAACUUGGUACGGAUAUAUGCAUAGUAAUGUCGAAUGAUCAUGAUGAAGAUGCAUGAUUAUGGAUGUGGAUCACAGAGUUUUCUGUGUGUAUGUAUAUAGCUGUGUGGUGUUUGUUUGGUUGUGGGCGAAUGUGGUUUGGAGCGCGACAAAUGCGAAUGAUUUCAGGAUUCUUAAGGAAUUGAGAAAUGGAUUGGAAAAUCCUGAGCUCCUAAAAUGGCCUGUCAAGGGGAAUGACCCUUGUGGCCCUCCUGCAUGGCCUUAUGUGUUCUGCUCUGGGGGGAGAGUGACACAAAUUCAAGCCAAGGGUUUGGGUCUGAAAGGCACUUUGCCUCAGGACUUUAACCAGCUAGAUAAGCUGCAGAAUCUUGGGCUUCAGAAGAACAAUUUGUAUGGGAAAUUGCCUAGUUUUAGUGGGUUGUCUAAUUUGAAGUUUGCCUACUUAGAUGGGAACGAAUUCGAUACUAUCCCCGCGGAUUUCUUCCAUGGGCUUAGUAAUGUUCGUGUUUUGGCUUUGGAUAAGAACCCGUUUAACAAAACUGCAGGGUGGUCUAUUCCCAGUGAGCUGCAGGAAUCAACUCGGCUCACUAAUUUUUCGUGCUCCUCUUGCAAUAUUGCUGGGCCAUUGCCGGGUUUUUUUGGGAAGAUGCCAUCUCUCACUGCCUUGAAGCUGUCAUAUAACAGGAUUGAAGGUGAGAUACCAGACACUUUUCGUGAUUCGCUGCUGCAGGUUCUGUGGUUGAAUAAUCAGGAAGGUGGUUCGAUGACUGGUCCAAUCGACGUAAUAGGAUCCAUGGUUGGGCUUACAUCAGUUUGGCUUCACGGGAAUGCAUUUACUGGGCAAAUUCCUGAUAACAUUGAGGAUUUGACUUCUUUGAAGGACCUCAACCUUAAUGGAAAUGAACUUGUUGGUCUGAUUCCCAAAGGUUUGGCUGAUCUUAAUCUGCACUCACUGGAUUUGAACAAUAAUCAGUUAAUGGGCGCUAUCCCAAAGUUUAAAGCUGCUGAUGUCACCUAUUCGUCAAAUUCUUUCUGUCAAUCGAGCCCUGGCGAACCUUGUGCUCCUGAAGUUGAUGCGCUGUUGGAGUUUCUUAAAGAUUUGAAUUAUCCACAUCAUCUGGCGAAUGAAUGGACUGGUAAUGAUCCGUGCAAAGGGCCAUGGUUUGGUAUCACUUGCACUCCAAGUGGGCAUGUUUCCAUUAUUAACCUGCAGAAGCUUAAUCUUAAUGGUACUCUAAGCCCUUCACUUGCAGCCUUGGAUUCGCUGAUGGAAAUUCACUUAGCAGGAAAUAAUUUACAUGGUCGAGUGCCAACGGAUUUAACAAAAUUGAGGAAUUUGAGAUUGUUGGACAUAAGUGGCAACAAUUUUGAUCAGCCAUUACCAAAGUUUCGUAAUGGGGUGAGGAUUCUUACCAAUGGUAAUCCCGGUCUUGAUGAUAGUAAAGCCAAGUCGCCUCAUCGUCCAACUAUACACUCACCACCAACACCGAAAGGAAGCAAUCCAGUACCAAGUCCAGGUAAUCAGCCACCAUCAUUCAGUAGUCCACCUUCCCCAGGUUCCCGUUCUGAUUUGGCCUCAAAGUCUCCAAGUUUGGCCCAGGAUCGGAAGAAACGGCAAAGUUCUUUGAAGUCUGUCGUAAUUAUCACUGUGGCUAUUAGUGCUACUUCUGCAAUUCUGUUUCUUGGAAUAGCUUUGUUUUGUUGCCUCAGGAAGAGAAAAAAGUCGAAGAAGAUUUCUGGUGGAACCGUGGUCCAUCCCAAAGGCCCAUCCAACCAAGAGUUCAAGACUAAAACAUCUGAAAAUCCCAGUCUUGGUAUACUGGGGAGUCAUGCUGCAAGUGAAAAUAGUGGCGGGUUGGAAGCUGCUCAUAUGGUGAAGGGUGGAUACCUAAUCAUUCCAGUCGAGGUCCUUCGUGCAGUAACUAAUAAUUUUGCACCACAGAACGAAAUUGGCCGUGGUGGUUUUGGAGUGGUUUACAAAGGAGUGCUGCAAGAUAGUACUCCACUAGCAGUGAAGAGAAUGGAAGCCGGGAUGAUCAAUAACAAAGUGUUAGAUGAAUUUCACGCCGAAAUCACAGUUCUUUCAAAAGUCCGGCAUCGCCACCUGGUAUCACUUUUGGGCUACUCUGUUGAGGGAAAUGAGAAACUUUUGGUGUAUGAAUAUAUGCCUCAGGGAGCUUUAAGUAGGCACCUUUUCAUGUGGAAGAAACUGAACCUAGACCCUCUAUCGUGGACACAGAGGUUGAGCAUUGCAUUAGACGUUGCUAGAGGAAUGGAGUAUCUUCACAGUCUUGCACACCAGAGCUUUAUACACCGAGAUCUCAAAUCUUCCAAUAUUCUAUUGGGCGAUGAUUUUCGAGCUAAAGUUUCAGAUUUUGGCUUAGUCAAACUUGCUCCUGACAGAGAGAUGUCUGUUGCAACUCGGCUUGCAGGGACAUUUGGAUACCUUGCUCCUGAAUAUGCAGUGACGGGGAAAGUUACAACAAAAGUUGAUGUCUUCAGCUUCGGGGUGGUGUUGAUGGAACUUUUGACUGGAUUAACAGCACUCGAUGAACACCGUUCUGAGGAAAGCCGGGUUUUAUUCGAGUGGUUUUGGGCGAUGAAAUUCAACAAAGAGAAUAUCAUUGCCACUAUUGACCCAUCCAUGAAUGCAAAAGAAGAUAUCUAUGAUAGUAUUUGCACUGUGAGUGAAUUAGCCAGGCAUUGCACUGCAAGGGAUCCUAAUCACCGCCCCGAUAUGGGACACGUUGUAAACGUGCUAUCCCAGCUGGUUCACAAGUGGAAACCCGUAGAAGAAGAAGAGCAACAACAAACACAGGUGUUGGCCGAUAUUGAUUACACCGUACCUCUUCCACAAAUGCUGAUGGCUUGGCAAAACGAAAAAACUGGAGAUUUUAGUGGCAUCAGUCAAGACAGCAAAGGAAGCACUCAUUCAAAGGCUUCGGUAUUGGCAAAUGCAUCUGUGGAUCCUCGAUAGCUGGGGAAAAGACGAUUUUGAGCUACAAAUUAUAUGCCCAUCUGCCAAAAAACUGGAGAUUUCAGUGGCAUGCAUCAGGCAAGACAGCAUAUUUGAAGCAUUCUUCAUUCUCCUCUGCAGAUGCUCGAGAGCUCUGGGAAAAGACGAUUUUGGGUACAGAAUAAAUGUCCAUCUGUUUAUUCGUGCUAGUAUUUUGUGCAUUUUUACUUGGUAUCCCUAAAAGAGCAGAUAUAACAGGACCAUAAAGUUACAGCAACCUGUUCUUGGAGCUACAUACCAAAUUGCUUUCUUGUGUAGAUACAUAUAUAUAACAUUUUACACAAGAGAACAGAUGGUGGUACAAGUAACAUACAUGUAUGAUAGCUUUUUGAGUGUAAUUAAGACAAGUUUUAGUGGCUAUCUACAUCACAAAAUAACAUGUAAAGCAAUAUGAGGAAGAAUAAAAUGGUAACUUCUGCUUUUA
Ipomoea triloba (trilobed morning glory) is the source of this 3643-nucleotide messenger RNA. RefSeq names its product receptor protein kinase TMK1-like. The transcript is spliced from 3 exons. Gene Ontology annotation, biological process: protein phosphorylation. The record is from RefSeq and is a predicted model, not a curated record. NCBI's taxonomy places the organism in Eukaryota, Viridiplantae, Streptophyta, Magnoliopsida, Solanales, Convolvulaceae. Gene Ontology annotation, molecular function: protein binding; protein kinase activity; ATP binding. Bases 259 to 3180 code for a protein of 973 amino acids.